This is a messenger RNA of Aspergillus wentii DTO 134E9, 1362 nucleotides long. Its product is annotated as dihydrodipicolinate synthase family protein. The record is from RefSeq and is a predicted model, not a curated record. Gene Ontology annotation, molecular function: 4-hydroxy-tetrahydrodipicolinate synthase activity. Lineage: Eukaryota; Fungi; Ascomycota; Eurotiomycetes; Eurotiales; Aspergillaceae. The coding region runs from base 161 to 1102 and encodes 313 amino acids. The transcript has 2 exons.
UGUCGACCGUUACAGCUUCCAACUCCCCCUCUUUGGAACCACUUCUUCCCCUCUGUUGGGGAAGGGGGCUGCCUUUCUUAAUCGCCCCCUUCCGCUCUCUGUUAUUUUCUUUCUUCUUUCUGUCACUCUUUAAUUCUCUGAUCUACCCCUCUACCACACAAUGUCGAACGGAACAACACAAUCAAGACCCCUCACCCCGGGUGUCUACGUCCCUACCAUCGCCUUCUUCAAGGGCCCCGAGGAAGAGGUCGACGUUGCGACCGUCGAGCGUCAUGCUGUCUACCUUGCCAAAGCCGGAGUCGCUGGUCUGGUCGUCCAAGGGAGCAACGGUGAAGCUGUCCACCUCGACCGGGAGGACCGCAAGAUCAUCACGGCCGCCACUCGUCGCGCCCUCGACGCCAAUGGCAGCGAGUCCCUGCCCUUGAUGGUCGGCACCGCUGCCUCCUCCACCCGCGAAACCAUCCAGUUCUGUCGCGAUGCCGCCGAGUCCGGAGGCGAUUACGCUCUCGUGCUACCCCCGUGCUACUACAAGUCCCUCGUGAACAACGAAGCUCUCCUCAACUACUUCCGCGAUGUAGCCGAUGCCUCCCCGAUUCCCAUCCUCAUCUACAACUUCCCCGGUGCUUCGUCCGGACUGGACCUCAACUCGGACGAUAUCCUGGCUUUGUCCAAACACCCCAACAUCGUCGGUGUCAAGCUCACCUGCGGCAACACGGGUAAACUGGCACGUAUUGCAGCCAAGGCCCGUCCUGAAUUCCUCACAUUCGGUGGAUCGGCCGAUUUCACCCUGCAGACUCUCAUCGCCGGUGGUGCGGGUGUCAUUGCGGGAAUCGCCAACAUCGUUCCACGGUCGUGUGUGCGGGUCAUGGAGCUGUACCGCAGCGGCAAAGUGGAGGAGGCACAGAAGCUGCAGGCUAUCGUGGCGCGUGCCGACUGGUUGGCUAUUCGAGGCGGAUUUGUCGCCGUCAAGAGUGUUCUCGAGUCGUAUCGCGGAUAUGGUGGACUGCCGCGACGACCGUGUGUUGCUCCUUCGGCGCAGGAGGCGCAGGCGUUCAAGGACGAUCUCCGCGAGGGUAUGGAUCUGGAGCGGAGCUUGGAGUAGAUGACUUACAUAUAUGUGUGGAUGUAUAAUGCAUGAAUGGAAUUAAUGUGCUUGAUGACUUGAACUGAUUUUAUCUGAUGCGACCGUAAAUCGGUAGGAAGUGUGCCUUAUUAUGGCCCCUCAAUUGCAACCAGCGGAUGCAACGGUGACAUCAUGUUUAUUGUGAUCAUCUAUACAAUGCUUCAACAUUGGGCAACUGAACAUUCGCUGGCAUAAAUUUAGACCAAAGUAUUAAUUAAUUAAGAUGACAUCAGAUCCAG